GCUUCCGAAGCCAAGUGAGAUGGAGUCUGGACGCAGACCCGACAAGGGAAGCUUGGUGCAUGAACAGGGGUAGCGAGAUGGGACGGAGACGGAGCCACGGAACAAGGGGGCGUGGAUCCUUGGGUUGGGCGCACGGCAGGACUGGGCAGGGGAGGGUUUUGAGGCGAGCUGGGAAACAUUUUAUGAUUUUGUUGUACUCUACUCGGCGUCAUGGGGAGAAGAGAAGAUGCGAGAGAACCGGUUCUGUUUCCGGGGAGUAAUGUUUCUUUUGUCGGCAUCAAAAACGAGAUCGGAGUUUGUCGCAUUUCAUUCCUUGAAUAAACGGAAGAGGGGAGCUCGAGGAGUUGUUGUCCGGGUUGCUGCGAACACGAAUCUUAUGUUGAUUGGUACUUUUUCUACACACACAAUGAAGAUCUCAUAUUGCUUUUGCUUGUGUGAUGCGAUGCCGCCGUGGCUGACAAUACCGUUGAUGAUGCAGGCUUUUGGGGCUCAAAUUGUUGGAGCGAGCUUUGCUAGGCUCGAGAGCCGAUUCGAGGGGGAACAAGUUGCUGCUUGGAUCUCGGUUUUCCUUUCGACACCGCAGGAGCAAGAUUGCGGAGAAGAAAUUGGGUCCGAUCGUAUCCCGUAACUAUACCCAUGGCCAUGCCCCUGUAGAUGUUUCUUGGGCUCAGAUUCGAGAUUGGGAUCGGACCAGGUGCAGGAGAGUGGGAUAUUAAUUUCGAGAGGGCUGGUUCCU
Molecule: messenger RNA, 736 nt
Organism: Mollisia scopiformis
Lineage: Eukaryota; Fungi; Ascomycota; Leotiomycetes; Helotiales; Mollisiaceae
Exons: 1
Coding region: 227-628 (133 amino acids)
Source: RefSeq, a predicted model, not a curated record